Molecule: messenger RNA, 17345 nt
Organism: Mesoplodon densirostris (Blainville's beaked whale)
Lineage: Eukaryota; Metazoa; Chordata; Mammalia; Artiodactyla; Ziphiidae
Gene: DGKH
Product: diacylglycerol kinase eta
Exons: 31
Coding region: 490-4140 (1216 amino acids)
Biological process (GO): lipid phosphorylation; intracellular signal transduction; diacylglycerol metabolic process
Molecular function (GO): protein binding; ATP-dependent diacylglycerol kinase activity
Source: RefSeq, a predicted model, not a curated record
CCCAAGUGUCCGCUCAACCCGCUCGCGGGGGACGAGCUGUGAGCGGUGCCUGCCGCCUGUUGAUCCCAUUUCCUCCGGCUCUAGUCCGGGUUAGGGAGUGGCUCUCCCAGGACUUCCAGUUUUCGUGCUCGGGCACUGGUGUUCACACGGCUCCAGUGUAUUGUUUUCUUCCAGGCAGUCUCGGUUAGCGCUUCAGCUUAGAUAUUUAUUUUGCAUUCUGUCGUCUCGGGCUGCGGGUACUUGCUCGUCUCUGCGCGCUCUCCACGCCCUGGCCAGUUUCCUGUCAGCCAAAGGGAUCGCUCUUUCUGAACCAAAAGUUCUCAGAGCCGAGUGGAACCUCCCGGAAAAUGCUCUUCUCUUCCGUGUGCGCCGGAUGGGAGUGGGGGUGGGCCAGAAACUAAAGGCCACGGUCGGGAGAGCUGAAAGGACCCGAACCCCUAGACGGAGGCGGGAGAGGGCGGUGCUGUGUCCCCGCAGGAGUCGGAGAGGAUGGCGGGGGCCGGCGGCCAGCACCACCCUCCGGGCGCCGCGGGAGGAGCGGCCGCCGCGGCCGGCGCCGCGGUCGCCCCCGCCACUGCCUCGGCCGGGCCCGGAGAGGAUUCGUCCGACAGCGAAGCGGAGCAAGAGGGACCCCAGAAACUGAUCCGCAAAGUGUCCACUUCGGGGCAGAUCCGGACCAAGACCAGUAUUAAAGAGGGACAGCUGUUGAAGCAAACCAGUUCUUUCCAAAGAUGGAAAAAGCGAUACUUCAAACUUCGAGGUCGUACACUUUAUUAUGCAAAGGACUCAAAGUCUCUGAUAUUUGAUGAAGUUGACCUCUCAGAUGCCAGUGUAGCUGAAGCAAGCACAAAAAAUGCUAACAACAGCUUCACGAUAAUCACUCCAUUCAGAAGACUAAUGCUUUGCGCUGAGAAUAGGAAAGAGAUGGAGGAUUGGAUCAGCUCACUGAAGUCUGUACAGACCAGAGAAACUUACGAGGUGGCCCAGUUUAAUGUGGAACAUUUCUCAGGGAUGCAUAACUGGUACGCCUGCUCCCACGCCCGACCCACUUUCUGUAACGUCUGCCGAGAGAGUCUUUCUGGGGUCACCUCCCAUGGCCUGUCCUGCGAAGUAUGUAAGUUCAAGGCUCAUAAAAGGUGUGCAGUGAGAGCAACAAAUAACUGCAAGUGGACGACCCUGGCCUCCAUCGGGAAGGACAUCAUAGAGAACGAGGAUGGGCUGGCUAUGCCCCACCAGUGGCUCGAGGGUAACUUGCCCGUGAGCGCCAAGUGCGCUGUCUGUGAAAAAACGUGUGGCAGCGUUCUCCGUCUUCAAGACUGGAGAUGCCUUUGGUGUAAAACGAUGGUACACACUGCCUGCAAAGAUUUAUAUCAUCCUAUAUGUCCACUUGGCCAAUGUAGAGUAUCUGUCAUACCUCCAAUUGCACUGAACAGCACCGAUUCUGAUGGUUUCUGUAGAGCAACAUUUUCAUUCUGUGUUAGUCCUCUAUUGGUUUUUGUCAAUUCUAAGAGUGGAGAUAAUCAGGGAGUAAAGUUUCUUCGCCGAUUUAAACAGUUACUAAAUCCAGCUCAGGUGUUUGAUUUGAUGAAUGGCGGUCCUCAUUUAGGUUUAAGAUUAUUCCAGAAGUUUGACAAUUUCCGGAUUCUUGUUUGUGGAGGAGAUGGAAGUGUAGGUUGGGUUUUGUCAGAAAUUGAUAAGCUCAACUUGAAUAAACAGUGUCAGCUGGGAGUACUGCCUCUGGGUACAGGAAAUGACCUUGCCCGGGUUCUUGGCUGGGGAGGCUCAUACGAUGACGACACCCAACUUCCUCAGAUACUUGAGAAGCUGGAACGAGCCAGCACCAAAAUGUUGGACAGGUGGAGUAUAAUGACCUAUGAACUCAAAUUGCCAGCAAAGGCUUCUCUACUUCCAGAACCUCCAGAAGCAUCUGAAGAAUUUUAUAUGACAAUUUAUGAAGACUCAGUUGCAGCUCAUCUUACAAAAAUCCUCAAUUCUGAUGAACAUGCUGUGGUCAUAUCAUCUGCCAAGGUACUUUGUGAAACUGUAAAGGAUUUCGUUGCCAAAGUAGAGAAGGCGCAUGAAAAAACGUUGGAAAAAGCUGUUGCAGCUGAUGCCGUGGCCAAUAAAUGUUCAGUUCUAAAUGAGAAGCUUGAACAACUGCUCCAGGCUUUGCACACAGAUUCCCAGGCUACUCCGGUUCUCCCGGGCAUCAGCCCUCUCAUUGUAGAAGAAGAUCCUGUGGAAUCUUCCAGCGAAGAAUCCUUGUGUGAAAGCAAGGAACAACUCUUGGAUGACACUACAAAACCUUCCUCCCAGAAAACUGUCAAACCAAAAGAAAUAAUGCUGCGGGCAAACAGUUUAAAGAAAGCAGUGAGGCAAGUCAUUGAAGAGGCCGGAAAAGUGAUGGAUGACCAGACAGUUCACUCCUCUGAACCAGUUAAUCAAUCAUUUGAUUACGAUAGCACAGAAACAGAUGAGUCUAAAGAUGAAUCAAAAGAAGAUGAUGCAAAAGCGUCAUUAACUGUUAAAACUGCACCUCGGUCUCCAGAUGGCCGGGCAAGUCGUUCCCAAACUGACUCUGGCUCUGGUCCUGCUGUGGCAGCCAGUAAAGAAAACCUCCCAGUGCUCAAUACCAGAAUAAUCUGCCCAGGUUUAAGAGCAGGACUAGCUGCCUCAAUUGCUGGGAGUUCGAUUAUCAACAAAAUGUUACUAGCAAAUAUUGAUCCUUUUGGUGCAACGCCAUUUAUUGACCCAGAUCCAGAUUCAGUAGAUGGAUAUUCAGAAAAAUGUGUCAUGAACAAUUACUUUGGGAUUGGAUUAGAUGCAAAAAUUUCAUUAGAAUUUAAUAAUAAGAGAGAGGAGCACCCUGAAAAAUGCAGGAGCCGAACUAAAAACUUGAUGUGGUAUGGAGUCCUUGGAACCCGGGAGUUAUUACAGAGAUCGUACAAGAAUUUGGAACAGAGAGUUCAACUUGAGUGUGAUGGGCAGUAUAUUCCUCUCCCCAGUCUGCAAGGGAUAGCAGUGUUGAACAUUCCCAGCUACGCCGGAGGCACUAACUUUUGGGGUGGAACUAAAGAAGAUGAUAUAUUUGCUGCACCAUCAUUUGAUGAUAAGAUCCUGGAAGUCGUUGCAAUAUUUGAUAGCGUGCAAAUGGCAGUUUCAAGGGUCAUUAAACUGCAACACCAUCGAAUAGCCCAGUGCCGUACAGUAAAAAUCACUAUAUUUGGUGAUGAGGGAGUCCCAGUGCAGGUGGAUGGCGAAGCAUGGGUUCAGCCUCCAGGGAUUAUCAAAAUUGUGCACAAAAACAGAGCUCAGAUGCUCACAAGGGACAGGGCCUUUGAAAGCACUCUGAAAUCUUGGGAAGAUAAGCAGAAGUGUGAUUCUGGUAAACCAGUCCUUCGAACGCAUUUGUACAUCCAGCAUGCAGUUGACCUGGCGACAGAAGAGGUGUCUCAGAUGCAGCUGUGCUCACAGGCCGCAGAGGAACUCAUCACCAGGAUUUGUGAUGCAGCCACCAUCCACUGUCUUUUGGAGCAAGAGCUGGCGCACGCAGUGAAUGCAUGCUCCCACGCACUGAACAAAGCCAACCCACGCUUCCCAGAGAGUCUUACGAGAGACACUGCCACUGAAAUAGCCAUCAAUGUGAAGGCCCUAUAUAAUGAAACAGAGUCUUUACUAGUUGGCAGGGUUCCUUUGCAGUUGGAAUCUCCACAUGAAGAGCGGGUAUCCAAUGCUUUGCAUUCCGUGGAGGUGGAGCUACAGAAAUUAACAGAGAUCCCUUGGCUUUAUUAUAUCUUACACCCAAAUGAGGAUGAGGAGCCCCCCAUGGAUUGCACCAAGAGAAACAGCAGAAGCACGGUAUUUCGUAUUGUGCCCAAAUUCAAAAAGGAAAAGGUUCAGAAGCAGAAGACAAGUUCACAGGCUGUUCAGAAAUGGGGAACAGAGGAAGUUGCUGCUUGGCUGGAUCUGCUCAAUUUGGGAGAGUACAAAGAAAUCUUCAUCCGUCAUGACAUCAGAGGGGCUGAACUCUUGCAUCUGGAAAGGCAAGAUCUUAAGGACCUGGGGAUACCGAAAGUGGGUCAUAUGAAGCGAAUUCUCCAGGGAAUUAAAGAGCUUGGAAGGAGCACACCCCCAGUCUGAGGUGUAAUCAUAUUGGUGCUAUUCCUUGGAAGGAAAGUAAUUGCUACUUAAUACAAAGUCCUUGGGAGCCAUUGGCUGUUCUUGUAGUUUUCUGCCUAGAUAAGUAAGCACCACUGAGGCACCUCUAUGGCUUGAUAUGGGUGAAAAUUUUGAUUUGAGGUAUUAGAAAUACUUUGUGCCAAAAAAAUACAUUCCACAAAGCCAUUUUCUUAUUGUGCAAGCCUGACACAUUCAAAUAUGCUCAUAUUAGUAAAAAGGUGGGAGGAAUCUGAGACAAUUGCAUUGUCCAAAAGGUGGAAUUGCAUAAUGUUUACUUUCCUUUAACCUGGUCAGAUGGAAUGUUCUUACCGUGCAACCACAUAACAAUAUGUAGCUGAUAUUUCUUGGUUUUCAUUAUUGGAGGCAUUGGCUUCUUACUUAAAAUCACUGGCUAGAAGACUAAGAUGUAAAUUAAGUGGUGUUUUGAAUUGGUAUCACCUCAGAUUCCUAGCUCUCAGUGGUCAAAGAAUAUAGUUAAAACCCCUCAAAUACUAUGAAUGAAUGCAAAUCUUAAUGCACGAUGUUCCUGCCUGAAUUGUCUUUCUGUUUCUUGCAUGUCACAUUUAAUAUGUAACACUUAGCUUUAAUGUCAGUUUUAAUGGAAUUUAAUUUAUUGCUACCUAAGUACCUUUUGGUUGGCUAAAGGCACUUUUCUGUUCUUUGAUGUGGAAUUUUGCAUAAAUAUUCUAUAUCUAAGAAUUUGUGAACAUGUCUGUGCCCUAAUCAACAAAUGAUAUAUAUCUUAUGCAAGCCAACUUUAUACCAACCUAUCAUAAGCAGUAGGUGUGCACAUUAAGAAAAUUCUCUGGAUAUUUUCAUAAAAUUAUAUGUUCUGUUGCCUAACAAAACUUAUUAUAGCUCUCCGUACCAAAAUUCCCACAUUCUGUUUUAAAUUUUUCAUUUCAAUUAAAUAAUUAUUUAAUACUCUGUUUGCAUCUAUAAUAUAGCAGACUUGUUGACAUCCAGGAAUUUCCCCAACGUCUCAACUGGGAUUGGUAUACUGAUUGGCCACCCAGACUCACCCACUAGCUAAAGGGACUCCUGACACAAACUUCCCAACAAAAGAGAUUUAAGUUUUUUCUUAAGGGCUUUCCAUUAUUUAUUAUUAUCUAACUUAAUUCUUAUAUCCUAUCAGGUAGAUAUUAUUUUCCUUUUUGUAAACCACUAUACUUCAGUCUAGCGCAUGAGGAGUCAACAUUACAAUGAUCAAAAUCUUUGAAAGCCAAAGGCAUACAUAUCAAAAAGUCACAAAAAUGUCCUUAAAUAAAUUUUCUUUAGACAUUAUAUACCAAAAAAUUAAUUCUAAUGUUUAAAAAUCUUCUAUAUAAGCGAAGUAAACAGGGUACUGACCCAGUGGUAACAAUUUUCAUAAAGUAGCCUUCUAGGUAGGUGCUCAAAAGAUAUACAUAUAUACACAUAUACAUUUAUAUGUACAUUCACACUUAUGUACAUGUAAUCUGAAAUAUACUCUCAUUGAUAUUUUCUAGACAUUUAUUUGCCAGAUGCUUAAAGAAAAAUAUUGAUGGGACAACAUUUAAAAUGAGCUAUUGUCCGACAUAUAAUUUAAUUAUAUCAAAAGGGUUUAAAUAUUUGAUGCUUAUCCUUAUUUAUAGCUUGAGUAUUUACUAGUAAAAAUUACAAAAUUUGGGCAUCUGAAAAAUAAAUGAAACUUGAUGGGUUCCUGACCAAGUGUGUCCGACUAUAUAUUUUACCUAAGUUGUGAAUAAAUGGAAAUUUUCCAGAGCGAAUUGUAUCAGGUAGCUUGAAAGAGCAAAGAGCUACUCACUAUUUUAAUGUUAUCCACACCUGUGAAAUCAAAGGUCUUCCUUUCCAGUCCCUUUUAGAGUCCCUCACCCUGAAAGUAUCCUGCUCUUUCAAGCACUUCCCUGUAAAAAAAAAAAAAAAAAAAAAGCACUUCCCUGUGAAAUCAAAAUAGGCAGACCAGGUUCUCAGAACUCUCUGCUGAACUUGCAGAUCCCUGUUCACAAAAAAAAAAAAAAAAAAAGGAAUGGUGGAGGCAAGGGGGCAAGAAAUCCUAGAAAAGAAUGAAUUAAUGCAAAAAUCGUGACCAAUUUUCACUCUCCCCAAAUUCUCCUUUGCCAAUAGGAAAGAUUAUCUAAUUCUCACAUGUUCAGAAUUUAAGAGUAAGAUGUAAAUGAUUAGAUUUUGUAUUUGAUGUUGCUUUUUCACUCCUGAGUAACAUCCCUUAUAUAUGUUGAACCUCAGUUCACAGAAUCCUUAGCUAGAAUUUUCCAGCAAAUGGGUUUUGGAUGAGGGAAAUUCUUUAAAAUGACAAUUUUGAUCUUUUUGAUUAAAUAAGAGCAUUUUUCACUGUAUGCAUUGUCUGUGCAUAGCUAUGUAGGACCCAAAGGACAUCACUCACGCCUGUUUGCCAGGAUGGUGCCCUCAGAGGCUCCAGAGGUCACUGUCAGCCUCGCAGAGGAAUCAGCUUCUCAUGGUAGAUGGGGUUACAACAAAGAUAGGAAGAGCUUCUCCACAUGGCCUGAUCCCAGCUCUGGGGAGUGCAGGUGGGGCCUCUGUGCCUUGGUCCAUGCAUAAGCUGAGGUGAGAAGCUCAAGCCUGGGCCUGAUUGCCAGCUGUAAUUGCCAUCUUUCCUCCCCACCAGACUCUCCUGCAUGUAGAUAAUUUGGGGGUGCUGGAGGGGAAUCACAGCGAACAUCCACUUCCUUUCAUUUUCCUUCACUUCUCGUUUUCCUGAGGAACAACUUACUUGUCAAGAAAGGGACAGGGUCAGGCCUAAAUAAAAUUUCAGAGUACUCAAUUUUUCUCUUCACCUGUCCCUCCACCUCACUUUCUGAGUUUCUUGCUUACUUCCUGGCUUCCCAUUUUUCCACGUGCCCAAUAGAGAUGGUUGCUCAAAUUCUCACUGCCACGUACUACCCUUUCCUCACCAACUGUCCCACUACAAACUGACUCAUUUUAUCUUGCCCCACCUUAGCACCCACUGUGGGUCAUCUAGCCAAGUGUUAGGAAGAAAACAAUUUAAAGAAACUGAUUUUACAGUUUGCAUUUUAUAAAAGGAAACUUACUAAUCUUAAUGAAUUGAUGGAUUAGGUCAUUUGAGGACCAUCACAUAUAUUGCUCUGGCUGAGAAGAGGUGAUCCCUGAAUGUCUAAGAUCUGUGCUGUCCUACAUUGUAGCCACUAGCUCCAUGUGGCUGUUUAAAGUUAAUUUAAUUAGAAAUUUAGUUUCUCAGUUGCACUAGCAACAUUUCAAUCACUCAGUAACCAUAGUGGACAAUACAGAUGUUGAAUAGUUCCAUCACUGCAAAAAUUCUACUGGAUAGCACUGCUCUGCAUCAUUGCUACUCAAAAUGUGGUCCAUGGACCAGCAGCAUCCAUAUCACCUGGGAGCUUAUAGAAAUGCAGAAUCUCAGUCCAUUCCAGCCCUGUUGAGUCAAAAUCUUCCUUUUAAUAAGGUUUGUUGGGUGAUUAGCCCUGGCCUAGAUGCGUUUUUAUCUCUCCUAGGUAGGAGGGAUCUGAGGUCUUUGAAGGUUCUCAGAAUAGCUUGUUGUCCAACCCACUGUUUCCUAUCCCUUCUCCAACUAGUCCCAGAAAUGAGCUGAAACUCAUUCAUCACCCAGCUGAGUUUUCUUCUCAAUCCUUAUUCCUAAUCCAGGUUCUAGAUGAGCCCUACCUACCCAGUAUAUAUUUUGGUUAUAUUUUGGUAGAUUAGGUGGCACACAGGAGAUUGGCCAACACAACUGGCCUCUCUCCAGCCCCUCACCCCAUGUCUAAGUCACUAACAAUCUGCAUUUGCUUAUGUGACAUUCUCAUCUGUUCACAACUUAAGUCACAGGGAACAUUUCAGAAGAAUAUGUACUGAGAUAAGUAAAGACCGGGUUGAUCUCCAACAACUUGUACUUUUCACUUUCGUUUAUCAGUAGAUUAUCCUAUUGACAUAGUUCAUGCUUGAGGACACAUAACAGCAUACACACAUUAAAUGAAUCAUUAGGCAUGCAAAAAAGAGAGAGAGAGAGAGAGAGACCCAAAAUGAUUACAAGUAAGGUGAAUGUGUCAUUAAGACCCUAAAAGAAGGCAUGUUUUGCUAGACUAAAAUCUGGCUUUCUUAUUAUGCUAACUUAUCCUGAUUUUCAGAUAGUUAAUAAUUCCUUAAAAUAGUGCCUGAAAAAUAGUAUAUUCUUGACCCUCAAAAUACAAAUUAUUUAAUUCUAUAAUAAGAUCUGUCCCAGUGUGACAUAUGGUCAGUAAGCCUUUACUUAAUUUUUACAUAGUGAUAUAAUUGACCAAAACAUUAUUGCCUAGAGAUUCUUUAGCUAAUUUUAAUGAAUAAAGAGACCACUACUUUAAUCUCCAUAGAAGUUAUUUGUAACAGGAAUUGAGGGAGGAAAUACCCAUGCAAAACUAUGACUUAGAAAAUUAGAGUGGAAACGUCUCUACAUCAUUUCUAAAGUAAAUUACCUGUUAUCUCCCACUGGGUUGACAACAUAGUGGACUUUUCUGUUGUAUAGAUGUGAAUUCUUUAAAGAUACCGCUUUUUAUUGAGCUAUAAAAACAUUACAUCUUUCAACCUUGACAUCUAGGAUCUCUCCUGCUCGCUCCUUCCAAAAUGAACUUAUCUUGCAUUUUUCAAAUGCAGGUUGGAUGAAACAAUGGGUUUAGAGAUUGAUGAUGUUAGUGGCAGUUCUUUAAAUCAGCUGAAAAGAGUAAGAAGUGAAGAUUCCUCAAUAUUACUGGUCAAUGGAAUAGCUUCCCAAGUGGUUUCCAGAGCUUGACUGCCAUGCCUCUGCUCUCACCCAUGCCAAGUGCCAUGGGGCCUGGGGCUUGUUUCUCUCUGCUAUGGCAUCUCCCCAGUGACUUGUAUAGCAAUCUCUGUGUCAGUUGGGUAAUAUGUUGCCUUUGCAAUAGGAUGCCUUCUAAAGAAACAAGCAAAACUUUAAAGAGACAGUGAUUAUUGAUUUUUAUAAUACACAAAGCAUUAAUUUUUAUUAUUAUUGUUUCCUCUUUAUUUCCUCCAAGUUUGUUGAGAGACAUCUCCUUUAGAAUAAAAAACUGUAAAAGUUUAUCGUGACAGAGAACCGAGAGAUAAAAGACAGCUGGACUGUACCUAUUUGUAUACUUCUUUCUGUUAUUUUCAGGAAAAGAAGUUUAACAGAGUAACUGAGGCUGCCUUAAACUCAGUAACGAUGUUUAAGAAAAACCCCAUAUUACUAAUAUAGAUGAACAGGUUAAUUCCCUUUAUGUAAUUAAGAUUCUAUUUACAUAUAUUUAUAUCCUCUCCCUCUUAAUUUUGUAUGCACUUCCAAGUUUUAGUUGGAAAAAUAGAAACCAAGCCACUACUUAAACGUUAUAAAAACUCCACAUAAAAUAUUUCAUUUUAGCUACAAGUUAUUCAUUGUAUAGGAAUUUAUGAAUAGUCUGGAUAUUUCAUAGAACCACAUAUUCGAGAGCAAGUUAAUCAAACCUAAAGGAACAUAGGGUUACUUUCUAAAUGGAUUAACGUAAGCUUCAUACUCAAUUGAUAAUGCCACUGAAGUAGGAUAAUGCAGUUAGAUAUACAAGCUAAAAAGGAAAACAAAUAUAUUUGUUGUCCUUACUGUUUGCACUAUUGUUUGCCACUGCUUAGCCAUAUCUGUUUCUAUAUUCUAAGUAUUAAGCUGAUAUGUAGCUAAAGAUUUCUUACAGUUCUGGUAACUGGUAACUAGUGCUGUGAAAGGUUUUGGCGUUGUAACAUUCCCAGUUUUGUGAGUUAUAUAUUGUAUAUUGAAGAUGACUAAUAAAUUGGAGUAAUAUAUUUAUCUAGAGCUGGGAAAAUAUAAUUAUUUUCAAAUCUUCAAGUAAGUUGUAUCGAAUUUUUUCUUCCUCUUAAGUGAAAUGAAAGUCUCAGUUUUACAUUAAAAUGUCUAUUUAUACAACAGGUUUCUCCUUUUACUGGUUUUAUUAAUUUUCAUAUUAAAAUUUUUCUUAUCUUUUUAUACUAAAAAACUAGUCACGCUGGUGAUUGAAACUGCCAAGAUAUAUUUUAGUUUGUAGGACUUCUGGCAGACAAAGUAUUUAAUAACAAACCAGCUUUGUAUAUUUUGUGGCUUUGGGGGCAAGUAUUUUACCUUUUGAAUCUCUAUGCGAGGCAGUGCUGAUAUCAGCAAAGUCAGUAAUAGACAGUAUUACUCAUAAUCAUCAGUAGAAGGUUUUUACAAGUUGUAUAAAUCAGUGCAUUUAUUUAUUAUGUCGUGAAAUUUAAUCUUUAUACAAAAUGCAUAUUCUAGAUCUUUUCUUUGUUACUGCUGUUGCUUAGAGUGUAACGGCUCUGUUAAUGAUUUACUUAUGUACUUGAAGUACUCAUUUCUGUCAAACAGAUGCCCAGUUUUUUUCCAUGUAAAUAUCUGAUUCUUUACCAUCAUAGAUAACUGAAAAGUAAUAGGGAGUUUAUUAAAAAAAAAAAUUUCAUGUUUAAAAUAAAUAUGGAAAAAGGCAUAAAGCCAAAAAUGAAAUCACCAAUAUUAAGUAUUUACUGUAACCAAGGGAUUCAUCAUGCUAUAUUUUGCCAAUAUAUAUUUUAUCUUCAAGUCAGGACUGCUUUUCUGUAGUAAAUAUUCAAUUUUUGUUGUAAAAGAGAUCUGAGUGCUUAUACUGCCAAUAUGACAUUUGAAUGAACAUUAAAAAUCUUGAACCCUCCAAAUUUCACAUACCUCCAGCUCUAGGUUUCAGGAUGUAUAUUUUUAACAGGUUUGCAUUUGACUCUGGGCUGCUUUAGUCCGAGUACCUAUGAGGAAUAAUGGUUUGUCUGUUUCCGUCAAUUAAGUCAGUGGGAUUUUAAUUGAGUUUUGAAUUAUUUCUGUUUUAAAAUAUUCUCUCUUCAACUUUUAAAAAACUAAAAAUGUUAAACAUAAUAGCACAACAUACCACACAGAAUAAAAUCACGUUUUCAAGGAAGAAAAAUAACUGUUCUGGUUUACCAUGAGGCUGUGUCAUAUAUCAAAGAAAUCACUUUAAUAAGCCCUAAAUUCAACUGUUUUAUUGUUUUACAGUGUAAGCAGUAGAUGAAUUGUAAGCUAUUUAAGAACUAUAGUAGAAGAUUAAGAAUUAAUUUACUGCAAUUUAAAAGACAUAGAGUUUUAUAUUAAUUUUAUUGUUGCACAAGCAAUUAUUGAAGGCAGGAAAAAAGAAAAUAUAUGAGAAACAUUAUAUGGAAAUUAAAGGAAAAAGGAGCUUGGUAAUUUGUGAAAGUUUUGGAAAUCAAGAGUUUGAACAUAGGUAUCUUUCAGUUUAUAUUAUAAAAAUGCAAAACGUGUGAGAUGUAUGGUGAGCACAAAACCACAAAAAACAAAAAAAUGUCACACUGGUGAAGUCUGGGAUUGUAUCUGUAUCUUUUCAAAAUAACCAGUGAGUUUAGGGAGCCCAUUCUACUGUUGAAAUUUCGAAGUCAAUUAAGCAGGUAGUUUGGAUAACCUGAUAUUUGUGUUUAUUACAUGAGGCAAAUGUCUGUGUUUUCUCAACUUAGUAAGUGAUGUAGGGAGAACUAGUCAGAAGGGCUUAGCAACUUCACAGAGAAGAACUCUGGUAAAUGUAGGUCAGACCAGACCAUAAAGAGUAAAGAGAUUGAUUUUCAUGAACCUUUCAAGGCUUAGAGCCUUGAAAUUUGUUAGCAAGGAUGGAUUUUCCUUUCAUUUGAAACAAUAAAAAAGUAUUCAAAUUUACAAUAUUAUAAAUAGCUAAAUUCUGUGAUUCUGGAGAUGGGAAUAUGGUUUAGGUUUAUCGGGUUCCUCAACUGACUUUGGCACUGGCUCACUGUGUCCUUACUACGAGCUAGAUGUUUUGGUGCCUUGGUUUCCCUAAUUAGAAAUGGCACACAAUAUUAUCAAUUAUAAGUACUUGUUAAUUUUUCUUUUACAAAAGGAACUAGGUAAGUGUGAAUAUACUUAAAUUUACUGCUUCUUUCCCACUGUCAUUUUAGAUGUAUAGAAAAGCUUCCCAGACUUUAUCCCAUCACAUGAAAAUUAAAAGCCCAAAUUAAUAUCCCUUUCUGUUCAUUUUAAAAAUGAGUGAAGUUACAUUAGUACUAUCAGCACCAGAGAAGGUUAUGGGUAUGUUCAUCUGUGUACUACAGGUUCAUAUUAUUCAUUUUAGUAUAGGCUAAAAACUCGCUUCUAAAAUCUUCAGAAAUUUAGAGUAACUUAAUUUUUUCACACUCACCCCAGACAACAAUUUUAUAAAUAUAUAUUUAGCUAAGACUUUCACAUCUUUUCUUAGAUUAACUCCCCAAAGAGGAAAAUGUCUCUUUAAAUCAGCGUUUUUAAAAAAGGAAUACCGGACUCCCUUACCUUGUUUUACUCUGUGACAUCACUUUCUUUCUAUACUAAGUGAAUUCUAAAUGGUUUCCUUGCUGUUUGAUCUGAAGCAUGCAUCACUAUCUACCUUCUUUGGCCAUGGAAUGGUACUCUCUCAUGCAAAGUACCUUCAAAACUUCCUGUAAAGAAACUAAGCUAGAAAUUGUCUUAAUUAUUACCAUAAUGGAAAUCUAAGUACAAUUAAGGGGAAAGAAUUAGAACAACCUAGUUAAAAUUAUUAAAUAUAGAUAAGGGUAAAUGAAUAUUGACUUUAUUUUUCCCUGACAUUUGAAUUCAGUCACUGUCUGAUCCUUGACUUAAAGAUUUCCUUGCUAAAUCUGGUAUUUAUUUACGACAUUGGAGCUCCUGCCACAUCCCCCUCCCCUAAAAAUGCUGGAAUUUUAAGAGGGUGUAAGCUGCAUGACAUAAGGGAAAAGACUGAAUCAGAGCUCAUUCACAUGUAUUUUGAUCUGUCUUAAUGGCACAACUUAGUUUUUAUAAUAACAGAUCUCUAAAUGAUGAUUCCAGAAUGAUUUGGUACAGUGAUGGGAAAAAAUUAUUUUUCUGGAAAUUUGCUUCCCACAAUGACCUGAUAUACAGUUGACCUUAGUAUAAUUAAAAUUAAUUAUCAUUUUAAUUAGAACCUACCCUGUUUACAGAUUUCCAUUGUGCAGCAAUUCUUAAAUAUACAUAAUGAUGAGCAUGAAAGAAUUGCAAACUUGAGCAGUUCUUUUGUUUCCUUGCCUCCUUUUACUUGAAAAGCUUUCAGAAAGCUUUUGAGAGAUGACACAGUUCUCAUAGCAACAUUAUGUGAUUAUGUUUUUCUGCCAAGACACUCAUAAGCUAAAAUAUGGAACAAAACACAGGCUUAACUUAAUCUUGCUUUGGAAUUGUAUAAGCCAAAGCCUUUUCUAUAUCAAAGUGUUUUUUUAGUAUUUAUACAGUUGCAUAUUUUUUGUCCAUCUCAAAAAUUGAAUUGACAUUUUAUGUUGUAUUUCUAAUUAGUUGCAGUAAAGCAAAGCACUAAUGCCUUGGUUCAGACUUUUAUCAGUACAAACCUUUACCAUUUUUCUCUCCUAUGCUUUUAAUUUUUUUUAAUUUAUUUAUUUUAUUUAUUUUUGGCUGCGUUGAGUCUUCUUUGCUGUGUGCGGGUUUUCUCUAGUUGUGGCGAGCGGGGGCUACUCUUCGUUGCGGUGCACGGGCCUCUCAUUGCGGUGGCUUCUCUUGUUGUGGAGCAUGGUCUCUAGGCGUGCGGGCUUCAGUAGUUGUGGCCUGCAGGCUCUAGAGCGCAGGCUCAGUAGUUGUGGCGCACGGGCUUAGUUGCUCCACAGCAUGUGGGAUCUUUCGGGACCAGGGCUCGAACCCAUGUCCCCUGCAUUGGCAGGCGGAUUCUUAACCAUUGCACCACCAGGGAAGCCCCUCUCCUAUGCUUUUGCCAUAGUUUUUCAGCGACCAGUUUUCCUACCUUCAUUCUCCCCUGCCUCUAUUCCAUCUUCCACAUGGUUGACAGAUUGGUCUUUUUAAAACACAGAUUUGUUUUGUCAUGCCUCUGCUAAAAAUUCUUAACUAGACUCUCCCUCCUUUACAGCAUGGCAACCUAACUCCUUAGCGUGAUGGAUAAGGGUCUCCAUGACCUUGCCUCUUCCCACCAUUUUUAGCAUUGUCACCCACCAUUUCCUCUAGAGACCUUUUGUAACCCAGGAGUUUGGAACUUCUCACAGUUCAGUGCUUUGGCAUAAUCACAUGCUGUAGAUCAACUAAUUCAAGACUCAGUUCAAAUUUUACCUUCUAUGACACUCUACCUGACUUCCCAGGCAGGUUAAGUAUUUCAUCCAUGCUCCAUAGUCUCUUGAAACUUCUUCUACUAAAAUAACAUCGCAUUUCAAUAAUUCAAUAUAUAUAUAUAUAUAUAUAUAUAUAUAUAUAUAUAUAUAUCACAUUUCAGUAAUUCAGUAUAUAUGUAUCUGCUUGCCCACAACUGGAUUUAUCUUUGUGGUGUCUAGCUAGCACAUAACAGGACUUUAAUAAAUGUUGAGUGAAUGAAGGUAAUAUAGCACCCAAACUUCUUUGUGUUUUUAUACUUUCACAAAUGAACGCUUAGACUUCCCUGAGAGUCCACAUGAGGGGGAUGUGUAUUCAGAAGCACACAUGGACUCUGGGAGAACCAACAGAAGAGAAACAGUAGGGAAGAGCAGUUGCUUUGUGAAGGAUAAUCAUUUGUUAGCUAUUCAUGAGAAAUAUUUACCAAAUCUGAAUUCUUGUUUCUAAAAUUGAAGCUUAGAAAAUUUUCACAUAACUACCGACUUCUUCUUAUUCAUAAUCCAUAAAUAUGCCCUAAAGAUGAUCUCUCUCUUUGGCAGAUAUUCAGUGUAUACAAUCUACAUAAAUACAUACACUAAUUACCUACACAAAAGAAUGAGACUUGAGAAAGAAUUUUUAAAAAGGUAAUGAAGGUGUAAAUUUCUGAAAAAUAGUUUUCAACCAGAGAUAGAGACUGAAUUUGUGCAAUAUCAGGUCAUCUAUAGUUAAUGAUUAUUUCAUUUUUUAUUAUGCAAAUAUAAGAAGGCUUGUUUGCCACUGUUUUCACCCCGUAUAGAACAUAAAGACUGAAAACUAUUACCUAAGGGUCUGUUUUUUCUUUUGUGAUUCUAUAAAGGCUUUCUACCUUGUCUCCAAAUUAUGAUAAAGGUUAACAUAAAAAGCCCUUUAUCGGAAUUCCCUGGCAGUCCAGUGGUUAGGACUCUGCGCUUCCACUGCAGGGGGCAUGGGUUCAAUCCCUGGUCAGGGAACUAAGAUCCUGCAUGCCACCUGGCAUGCCCCCCCCCCAAAAAAAAACAGCCCUUUAAAGUCAAUAAUUUUAAAAAUUAAAUAAAUCCAUAAUUUGCAUGUAAUUAAAUUAAAUGGCCUCUUACUUCACUCACUUAAUAGAUAUUUUUCUACCUGCUCUACACUUGACAUUUGAUUAAUGCUGGGGAUACAAAGAAAAUAAGACAUAGCUCUUGUCUGAAAGAGUUCAAGUUCGUUUUUAUGAUUCUUCUUCUACAGUUUGUUUAAGAAAUUGGGAGGACAUGUUUUUAAAUCAAGUAUUCUCAGAUUUUUUCAGGGAAGUGGUCACCUUCCACCCAAAAAACUAAAUUCUGUGUCAUAAAUAAGUACUGCCAUUUCUAUGUCCACAGUUUUUGUAUUUUCAGGUCAACCACAAAUAAUUUUUGACCAUCACUUGUCAAGUACAUCUUUCAUCAAUCCUAUAGGACCCCAUUUCCACAGCCAUAGGUGCUAUGUGUGAUCCAAGUGACUAAUGAGUUUGUAGGACACAAGUUCAAUUUUAAGUCCAUUUUAGGAAGGCGUAUAUCUUCAUUAAUGACACACACAGCAAAAUAUAUGAAGUAUACAUUGGGAACCCACAGUAGAGGGAAAAAGUAAAUAGUGCUUUCUGGUAUACUUCAAAGGCUCCACUUGAAGCUGAGUUGAUGUUUCCACCUCAGUUAUUUUUAACGGGGAGUAGGGAGUAAUAAUAUUUAACAGGUAGCAUACUUAUCUAAGCAUAUAGUAAAUCUACUACUGGUAUUUUUGUGCCACAAUGCACUGAUAUAUAGGUAAAACAAAACAAAAAUAUGUGAGUUAUAAAAAAUUAACUUCUCUGACUAUUGAUGGUUAGGCAAUUGGGUUCCUUUAUGAGAAGGAAAAAACUAUUGUCAAUAAGUACGGAAAAAACCUUACUUGUAUGUACACUUACAUUUUGAUAGGCAUAUUUGGAAGUCACCAUUUUCCAUCAGUAUAAAGUAUCAACCAUUUCUAUGUUCUCUAGCAAAAGGAAAUUCUUAGUUUGAUAGAGCUUUACUCUUUGUUCGAUGUUGUGAAAGGACCACAAAAGAAAGAGGCUCAGAAGGCUGGACACUUGACGGUCAUAUUCAGCAUAUUCAUUCUUCCUUUCAGUAAAGAUAAUCAAUCAGUCAUGGGACUUCCCUGGUGGCACAGUGGUUAAGACUCUGAGCUCCCAAUGCAGGGGGCCCAGGUUCCAUCCCUGGUCAGAGAACUAGAUCCCACACGCAUGCUGCAACUAAGAGUUCACAUGCCACAACUAAGGAGCCCACGUGCUGCAACUAACACCCGUCACAACCCCAUAAAUAAAUAUUUUUUUUAAAAGAUAAUCAGUCAUGAUUUACCUCCUAUUUAUCAUCAUGUUGAAAACCUAACAAUAUUGUUCCUUUUGUCCCUUGCAUUGCAGAAGGUAGUUGGGAUCUAGCCUUUGCCAUAUUAUUUAUAGAUAAGAAUUUACUACAUUUUGGUAGUCUGUUUUGAAACUUGUAUCUGAAAGAUGGAGAUCCUAUCUAUUUAUUACACAGUGGGCUCUGUUUGAUGCAGAAAAGAGUGAAACUUUAAACUGCUUAGUACACUUGCCAGUGAAAUAUACCUGACAGAGCAGAGGUUAUAACUUUAGCUCUAAUGACUUUUAAUAAUGGUAAGAAAACGUGAGUUUUGUUUGUUUACAUGCUGUUUACAAUGGCAUAAUUUUUAAAAUAUAUACAAUUGAGAUAUUUAUUGCAUACUAUUUUAAAGAUGUUUUAUGUGUUUUCACCUUUGGAAUAUAUUGUUACAGUUCCUUAUACUGAUAAUUUGGGUGGCUUUGUUAAUGUAGCUAGUAAUUUUUAUGACUACUAAGUGACCAGGUUUCUGUGCCUUUUAUCGUGGGAUGCAUGAUUAUGUAUUUAUUGUAUGGAAGUCACUGAUGCGUGUAUUUUUGUACUUUGCCGAGAGUAAUGGUUGAUCUCGAUGUACAUGAUGAUGAGAGAUGCCUUUUCCAAAGGGCACUGCCUUGAGAUCGUCCUUCUCAAAUAAAAAGAAUGCAUUUGGACAA